AUGAGCGACCCGGCCAAGCCCCCAAUUUACCCCCGGUACUGUUUCCAUCUGGCGCCAACCGUGAAUACCUGGUGCCUCUUCCGAGUAGCCGAUGUUCACGGCCUUGACCAGCACGAAGGCUUCGAAGGUGAAAACUUUUACUUCUACGGGAAUUUGCCAAUAAAAUGGGUGCGCAUUGUUGGGGUGGUUGUCGCCAUCGAUGACUAUGCAGGGCGACGCGCCUACACUAUAGACGACAGUAGUGGCGCCUGUAUUGAGUGCACAAUCCCCAUGUCGGCUUCUCAGGAAGGGAUCGAUAGUGCGGCGACGGCGACAGACGCUGCCUCGAAGGUGGAUGCAAAUCCACUCGCGGCUGCUGCCCUCUUGGCCAAUAUCAAUGUUGGAAGCGUCGUUGAUGUCAAGGGGGGGAUAUCCACCUUCCGGGAAGAGCGACAGCUCAAUAUCGAGAAGAUGGUCCCUCUACGAGGCACAGCACAGGAGGUCGCGCUCUGGGAAAAGAGGAUCAAGUUCCAGUCUGAGGUGCUGGCGAAGCCUUGGGUCCUGCGGAAUAGAGACAUCCGCAGAUGUCGCAAGGAGGCUGAACGAAGCGAAGAGGAGGCAGAGAGGAAACGCAAACGGCUCAAGGCGAUGAUAGAGCCAAAGGUGGCCAAGCAGCCGACCAGAUCAGCGGACCAAGACCAACGCAGCGAGAGUCAAGAGCCAAGCAAGGCCAAGCGUCUGGAACUGCGACAGAUUCUUGAGCACGGCGAAAGAGGCAAAUAUGAUGCGCUGGGACUAUGA
This is a messenger RNA of Fusarium keratoplasticum, 780 nucleotides long. RefSeq lists its product as uncharacterized. The transcript has 2 exons. Lineage: Eukaryota; Fungi; Ascomycota; Sordariomycetes; Hypocreales; Nectriaceae. Bases 1 to 780 code for a protein of 259 amino acids. The record is from RefSeq and is a predicted model, not a curated record.